GAUCUUGUCCAUGUGACUUUGGUUUCCGUUGCUAGCCUGCUUCCGCAAAUACUAAUUGCACGGCUCUGCUGUGUAGAGAACACACACCACUCGACCCACCAGCGCUGCAUCGCGCACAACCGGAGAUAUGGUCAACAGCUCAACCGACUGUGGCUUGAAGGACCCACAUCUAACCAUCAGCCCAGGAUGUUAAGAUGCUCAUCCACGGCCUCUUCCCCUACCCUGCUCUGUCUAACCCUCUGGUCCCUGUGUAGCCUCCUGAUGCCUGCCUUCUGCCAGCCUCACCACAGCCCCUGCAGACUGACCCAAAAGACUGCUCUCUGUAGCAACAGUGAGCUCUCGUCUGUACCCGAGGGCCUACCUGACAGCAUAGAGGACCUCCACCUGAACCACAACCACAUUCAGACGCUACAAGAUGACUCCCUCUCCCGCUACGUCUCCCUUCGUACUCUAAACUGUGCCGACAACCGCUUGGAGACAGCGGGGUCCAAGCUCUUUCACAACUCACCUCAUCUAGAGAGCCUCAAUCUAGCUGCCAAUAACCUUCACGUUGGAUACCGGCAAACUAGCCUGGCGCUGCUCACCUUGUCUAGACUCAGAGUUCUGGAUCUGUCAGAAAACCAGCUUACAGAGGACAUGGUCUCCGUCCUCCUCCAGAACAUGACGUCGCUGGAGUACCUCAACCUUUCCAGGAACCUCCUGUUGAGGCUGGAUGAAAGCUCCUUCAGCGACCUCCACCAGCUCAGAGAGCUGGACCUGCAGAGGAACAUGCUGUUUGAGAUUGACGAGUCCUUCGAUCACCUGCACAAGCUCCAGAGACUCAACCUGGCCUUCAACUACCUGCCCUGCCUGGUGCACUUCCACAUGACCCAGCUGGUGGUCCUCAAUGCCAGUCACAAUGCCAUUGAGUGGUUCAUAGCCAACCAAGACCUCCAGGAAGUCUUCCAGCUGGAGACCCUGGAUCUCACAGACAACAACCUCCUCUUCUUCCCCUUUCUGCCCACCCACAGCCGCCUGAGGAACCUCCAUCUGUCCCAGAACAGGGUGAGCUUCUACGAACACCUGGCGGACACCGCUGCCUACCCCAACUGGAAAACCAGUGUCCAGUUCUACAACCUGAGGGGCAACAUGAGCAACGUCACAGCCAAGUUGUGGGAUGAGAGCCUGCACGGGGACAUCUCCUCUCUAGACCUGCUGGAUCUGAGUGGAAAUCAGGUGGGCUACUUCCCCAAAGGGUUCAUCAGCAAAAUGCCAAGCCUGACCAGACUCAGGAUGUGGACAAACUGUCUCGAGGUCUUGAAUCUAACUAAGGAAAAGCUGCCGGGGACGUUGUACGAGUUGGACGUGAGCAACAAUAGGUUGACAGAGCUCCACGCCGACCAAGUUAGUUUGAGACAGCUAGGCAACCUGAGCUUCUUGAACCUGAGCCAGAAUGACCUGCAGAGUCUACCUGCUCAGCUGUUUUCCUCUCUCACCAGCAUCAGCUCUGUGGAUAUUAGCUACAACAGAGUUGGCGUGUGCCCCCUUGAGGCAUGGGGUGGGGGCAUGGGUGGGGGUAACCAAUCAGACUGUGUCGUUUGGAGAAACAUAAUUUCUCUGAGAUAUCUCCACCUAUCAGGGUGCAACCUGGGGAGGUUGCCAUCAUUAGCAUUCGUAGGGACGCCCCUAACACACCUGGAGCUGUCUAACAACCCAGAACUCGUCAUCGGACCCAGAUCGAUAAAUGACCUCAGCAGAACUUUACACCAUCUAGGAUUGGGAAACACAGGCCUGAAACACUUUGACUUCUCUCCUUUCCACCACUUGAAGUCUUUGAACAUUUCCAGAAACUCUCUUACUCAGCUCCCUGCUUCACUGCAACAUCUGGAGCUGAGGCUGCUGGACCUGAGGGACAACAAACUGACCACCGUCCCCUCAGCCCAGGCUAACGUGUUAGCCACAAAACUCCACACUGUUUUUCUCAACGGAAACACUUUCAACUGCUGCCAGUUGGACUGGUACAGGACGUUCGAGAGGGUAAAAACUGUCACUAUCAUGGACCUCUCAGAUAUUUCAUGUCAGGAUCUGACCAAAAGGACACACAGAGUGGUGCUUGUAGACUCUCUAAUAUGUGGCGGUAGUGACGGAGAGUCUGUGUACUGGUACAUCCUGCUGUUUAUCGUACCUGUUCUCUGUCUGGUUGGAAUGUCUGUUAUCUUCCUGCUCACCUUUAGGCCCAGACUGCUUCCCAUGGCCAUUAAAAAUACAUGCUGGAGUCACCUUCCCUGUGUUGUGGAAGAAAAGUCCAAUAAAGGAGACACUGGCCGUGUCCAAAUACCCAUACUAGAGUUCUAAGUAGAAGGAAAUAGAACGUUUUAUAGCAAGUGCAAUUACAAAAAAAACUAGUAUGCUUUAAAUGCCAGAAUGUUAUGUUACUUUGAGAAAGAUAAUCAUCUUUCCAGGCUCACGUGUGUUUGGCAACAGCUGAUAAUGAGAUCAUUCCUUUAUUUAAAUUAGGCAAGUCAGUUAAGAACAAAUUCUUAUUUGCUAUGACGGCCUACCCUUGCCAAUUUCUCGGCCAAUUGUGCACCGUCCUAUGAGACUCCCAAUCACAGCGGGAUGUGAUACAGCCUGGAUUCAAACCAGGUAUUGUAGUGACACCUCUUGCACUGAGAUGCAUUGCCUUAGACCGCUGCGCCACUCGGGAGCCCAAGGGGCUGUACCAAAAUGAAUGAAUGGCGGGAAUCAAUAGAAUUGCACAUUAGAUUAAUCACUCUCAGGAUCGAUGAGCCUAGUAUGUUGCUUACUGCAUUUGUUUGUACUAAACAGUACGUAUGUAGUACGAUUAGUACACAGAAUGUAGUUUUAGUAAGUAAGACAGAUUUCGGACACAGCCAUAGUCAUAAAUUACAAUUAUGUCAAAGUGUGAUGUUUUGCACAUACAGUAUCAAUACAAUUUCAAGGCAGAAACAAAUGUUUCCUUACAAAGCAAUUGAGUUUAGGUAAUUCAUAAACAAUGUCAUAUUACAUGUGGUGAUAUCUCCCAUUGGAAACACUUAAAACGAACAUAUCCUGCUAAACCAGAUAAAGAACUGCGUGUUACCAUGUUCAGCAGCAAGUCAACCUUUUUUUGCUUUGUGAUAAUCUGUAUGUGCUACGUGUGGUUGGUUCACACGAUCGCUGCCUCUGGGGGCCUGAAUGUGAGAAUAUGGCUACACUCCACGUCUUUGUGUGUGUGUGCGUGCGGUGUGCGUCUGUGUGCUGUGUGUGCAGAAGUUUUGUGAUGCAAACUGUUGCUAAAAGCAGCGGAGGAAACAUGACAUUUCCUGUUUUGCUGAGAUGUGCAUCAACUGCCCAGUUUUAUGUCGGACUCAGAAAGGACGGGUUGGCGGUUUUCACCUCAAGUCAUAUUUGUGAGGCACAGCUGCAACUCUGGUCACAGGGACCGCAAUUAUGUUGUUCUCUAGUGGUACACUAAUAUGCAUUUGAACAAUUUAAUUCUAGUAUUUGGAUAACUACAUCCUUCAAAUGUACUAUGUUAAUUAUAUAGAGAUAUAACAGGUUCUAUAUUUAUGGCCAGUCCUAUAGAGGAACACCAUGUUCUAUAUUUAUGGUCAGUCCUAUAGAGGAAUACCAUGUUCUAUAUUUAUGGUCAGUCCUAUAGAGGAAUACCAUGUUCUAUAUUUAUGGUCAGUCCUAUAGAGGAACACCAUGUUCUAUAUUUAUGGUCAGUCCUAUAGAGGAAUACCAUGUUCUAUAUUUAUGGUCAGUCCUAUAGAGGAAUACCAUGUUCUAUAUUUAUGGUCAGUCCUAUAGAGGAAUACCAUGUUCUAUAUUUAUGGUCAGUCCUAUAGAGGAAUACCAUGUUCUAUAUUUAUGGUCAGUCCUAUAGAGGAAUACCAUGUUCUAUAUUUAUGGUCAGUCCUAUAGAGGAAUACCAUGUUCUAUAUUUAUGGUCAGUCCUAUAGAGGAAUACCAUGUUCUAUAUUUAUGGUCAGUCCUAUAGAGGAAUACCAUGUUCUAUAUUUAUGGUCAGUCCUAUAGAGGAAUACCAUGUUCUAUAUUUAUGGUCAGUCCUAUAGAGGAACACCAUGUUCUAUAUUUAUGGCCAGUCCUAUAGAGGAAUACCAUGUUCUAUAUUUAUGGUCAGUCCUAUAGAGGAAUACCAUGUUCUAUAAUGAACUAAAAUAUAAAACACAACAUGCAACAAUUUCAAAGAUUUUACUGAGUUACAUUUCACAUAAGAAAAUCAGUCAAUUGCAAUGAAUUCAUUAGGCCCUAAUCUAUGGAUUUCACAUGACUGGGAAUACAGAUAUGGAUCUGUUGGUCACAAGAUAGCAUAGAAAAACAGGUAGGGGCUUGGAUCAGAAAACCAGUCAGUAUCUGGUGUGACACAUCUCCUUCUCAUAGAGUUGAUCAGGCUGUUGAUUGUGGCCCUGUGGAAUGUUGUCCCACUCCUCUUCAAUGGCUGUGCGAAGUUGCUGGAUAUAGGUGGGAACUGGAACACGGUCGUACACGUCAAUCCAGAGCAUACCAAACAUGCUCAGUGGGUGACAGGUUUAGUGAGUAGGCAGGCCAUUGAAGAACUGAGACAUUUUCAGCUUCAAGGAAUUGUGUACAGAUCUUUGCGACAUGGGGCCGUGCAUUAUCAUGAGGAAAUAUGAGGUGAGGGCGGUGGAUGAAUGGCACAACAAUGGGUCUCAUGAUCUCGUUAUGUUAUCUCUGUGCAUUCAAAUUAGCACAGAGCAUAGAUAAAAUGUAAUUGUGUUUGUUGUCUGUAGCUUAUGCCUGCCCAUACCAAAACCUCAACGCCACCAUGGGGAACUCUGUUCACAAUGUUGACAUCAGCAAACCGCUCGCCCACACGACGCCAUACACGUGGUCUACGGUUGUGAGGCUGGUUGGACGUACUGACAAAUUCUCUAAAACAACGUCGGAGGCGGCUUAUGGUAGAGAAAUUAACAUUCAAUUCUCUGGCAACAGCUUUGGUGGACAUUCCUGCAGUCAGCAUGCCAAUUCCACACUACCUCAAAACUUGAGACAUCUGUGGUAUUGUGUUGUGUGGCCUUUAAUUGUCCCAAGCAUAAGGUGCACCUGUGUAAUGAUCAUGCUGUUAUAUCAGCGUCUUGAUAUGCCAACACCUGUCAGGUGGAUGGAUUUUCUUGUCAAAGGAGAAAUUUUCAAUAACGGAUGUAAACAAAUUUGUGCACAACAUUUAGAUUUUUUAAAUUUCAGCUCAUGAAACAUGCGACCAACACUUUACAUGUUGUGUUUAUAUUUUUGUUUAAUGUAUGUCCUGCCCAUGUAUUUAAAAAGUAUUGUGCUUUUACUGUUUAAAACUGCUCUGUGACAAUCACUAUGCUCCAAUACAAAUAAACCCUGCCUAAAGUGAA
Molecule: messenger RNA, 5372 nt
Organism: Salvelinus fontinalis (brook trout)
Lineage: Eukaryota; Metazoa; Chordata; Actinopteri; Salmoniformes; Salmonidae
Product: transforming growth factor beta activator LRRC33-like
Exons: 3
Coding region: 187-2334 (715 amino acids)
Molecular function (GO): protein binding
Source: RefSeq, a predicted model, not a curated record